CCGAGAGAGUAAUAAGUAAGUACUCCGUAGUAAGUAAGAAAGAGAAGAUUAAAAGUAGAAACAACAAUAAGUAGAAGAUGAAAAACUAGCAAAUGGAAAAUGAAAUAGCAAAAUAAAAAUUAACAUUGGUAAAAAUGGUGCAAAUAAAAAACUUUUUUAAAAAAUGGAUACGUUGCAGAUACAUAAUAACUGAAGAAUUCAAUUCCUAUCCUCCAUGAAACUUUCUCCAUGUGCAAGUAUGUCUCUGGGAAGUUUCCUCACACCAAGGAACCACCUUCUUCACACCUCCAUUGAAGCUUCCUCGUAGCUUCAACACACCUUCCUUCCACCUUCAUACUACCUUGUUUUGGUACUAUAAAUAGAGAGCUUGGAGAGUCUUUCUAUCAUCGAGUAAAUUAGAAUAGAUCAUCAUAGCACAACCAAGUUUGAGUUGCGAAUAUCCUUGAGAGAUAUGUGAGGUGUUUUGAGGGUUUUUAGUUAGAGCUUGUAUGUCUCUUCUUUCUAUUCUUGAAAGUAAUAGGAUUGUUUUUCUCUCAUAUUAGCAAGAUCCCGUUAUUCCCAACAAGUGGUAUCAGAGUCUGGUUGAGCUUUUGAUAUUUUUCCCAGAUUUUUUCAGACAAAAUUCUACUGUCUGAAAUUUCGAGUUUUUCAGUAUUGCUCGGAAUUGCAAUCUGCAUAUACCGUUGGAUUCGUCUCGUCGAGACGAGAAAACAUGUAUUUUUGGGGAAUUUUUUGGCCACCGGAAGCUGUCGUACGCGUCGCCAAACGCCGGCGAAAAACUGCCUGCGUCAUCACGCGCAGUCCAGAGGUGGAAGACGACUGAUUUCAUCACUGGCGUUGUGAUACCCUGAAAAUUUAAACAAAAAUAAACCAGAUAAAAUAUAUCUGACAAAGUAGACAAAAAUAAACCAGAUAAAAUAUAUUUGACAAAGUACACAAAAAUAAACCAGAUAAAAUAUAUCUGACAAAGUACACAGAAACAAAUAUGAAAAAUGUUAUAAGUGACAUUUUGUAACAAGUGAUAAUCAUACAUAUGAUAAAAAUAAUGAAAUUAAUAUUUUAACAAUUUUAAUUCAAAGGUACGAAUUAGUGUAUGAUAUGUGUACAAAAGUGUACACAUAAUAACAAUGUUAAGAAAUUGAAUUUUCAAACGUAAUAUAUAUACAUAAUACAUAGUAAUAUGUAAAGAUGAAUAAUGCUCUUGCAAUAAUAUGCUCCUGCAAAACAAAGAUGUACAUAGCAAAUAAUUCAUAUAAGGACUUCAUACAUAUGAACCUGCAUGAACAACAACUAACAAACCCACAUGCGUAGAAGCUAAUAAUAGGAUAAGCCAACGAAGCAAUCUCGAGCAGUCUACUAGUUGAGCUUCGUUUUGAGCCUAUAAAUACAUGACCUGCGUACUGAGCAUCUCCACACCAAGCUAUUAGCUUACUCGCCGGAAAUAUACACCUAUAUAUAUAUUUACGUAAGGAAUUGCCUAUAAGCAAGAGAGGAGGGUCGUGAGAGGUCUAGGAAUACUUCCCAAUAAAUUCCAGACCGAUUCGUAGUCACCGAAGCAUCCUAGAGGUCGCCGGAGUUGCAAGCCGUGGAAACGGGUCUUCAGAAAAGACACGAUUUUGCCGUAGAUAGGGGUGGCGGAGCUUCUCCUCGACGUGAGGAUCAUUUUGCAACUUGAAUCGUCGAAAUCCGUUACCUAAGGAGAAUUCAAGUGAAGAUCAAGCUAGAGAUUUUAUUAAGGAGAUUAUCGCAAUUUAAGAUAUCAUGGCACCGAGAAGAGACCCUGAUAACACGCCCACCAAUGCUGAGUUGGCACAAAGCGUUCAACAACUGGCACAAUUCAUGCACACACUGGGUGCUACGGUGCUCCAGAACAAUCAAAACCAGAACAACGGGAAUGAUGCCGCAAAACGAGUGGCAUCUCGCAACCCUCCAAGCUUUCAUGGGCAAGAAGAUCCUCGUAUCCUCGAGAAUUGGCUCCGACUCUUUGACAAACUCUUCGACGCGGUGAGCUGUCCGGAAGAGCAAAGGGUUGACAUUGCUGUUUACUAUUUACAGCAAGAGGCGGAUAACUGGUGGGUCUCAUCAGGCCCAACUUUACGUCAACAACCUGACUUCAAUUGGGAAGCUUUCAAGAUUGCCAUGAGGAAACGUUUUUAUCCUGCACACGUUCAGGCCACCAUGCGUGAUGAAUUCAUACAUUUGAAACAGAUGGGCAUGAGUGUCCAGGAAUAUCACAAUAAAUUCGUGGACCUCGCGCCAUUUGCGAAAACAAUAGUGCCUGAUGAAAGCACCAAAGUUGAGAAAUUUAUCUACGGAUUAAACUAUGAUACGCAGAAAAUCGUCGCUGUUUUGGGUUGCCAAACUCUUACUGAAGCUUAUGAUAGAGCUGCAGUUCACUAUCGAGUUCAGCAACUACAAAGAGAGAGGAACCAGAAGAUGAAGAGGGACGAAGAUGGAGGUCGAGGAGAAAAGAGGGUCAGAGUGCACCCACCUACACAGCAACAAGAAGGGAGGAGGAGGAGAGAUGACCAAGGUGGAAGAAAUUUCCACGGACAAAACCAACAAAAUGAUCGAAGAGUUGCUCCCAGAGAUAGACACUUCUACUGCAAGAGGUGCGGGAGAGAUCAUCCUGGUGUUAAUUGCGAUGGAAGCCUGACAAAAUGUUUCAAUUGUGGGAAGCUAGGGCACCGAACCUUCGAGUGUCUCUCAAAGACCAAUGGGGCACCAGUGCACCAGGUGCAAUACCGUGAUGGAGGAAGGUCAGAUAUGAACCAAGCUGGGCCAAAUGGAGGACAAAAUAACAACAAUGCCGCCGCCAACAACAACCGCAACCCUCGAGGAGGAGGAGAGAAUAAUCAUGGCAAUGGCAAUGGCGGGAACAAUGGCAAUGGCGGAAACAACGGCAACCGUCCGAACCAAGGGCGAAUCAUGGUGAUGAAUCAGGCCCAAGCCAAUGCUAAUGAUGUGGUUUCAGGUACAUUCCUUGUAAAUUCUGAGCCUGCUUAUGUUCUAUUUGAUUCUGGUGCUUCUCACAGUUUCAUAUCUUCUAGUUUCGUUAAGAAAUUGAAGAUUGAACCAACGGCUAGAAUAGACUUGAAUGUAAGAACUGCCUCAGAUAAAUUCGUAACUUGUGGAAAUGUAUACUCCAACAUUUCCAUACUCAUAUCCGAAUCCAACCUACCUGGAGAUUUAAUCCAAUUUGACUUAAAAGAUAUAGACAUAGUGCUGGGCAUGGAUUGGUUGGGGAAAUACAAAGCCAGGAUCCUCUGUGAUGAACAGAAGGUGAUCUUGAAGGGUCCAAAUGGGAAGCGAAUAUCUUACAAAGCAAUCACAUCCAAGCCUAGUAUGAGGCUGAUGACUAUGCAACAAUUAAGGCGACAUAUCCGAAAGGGGUAUGAAACAUACAUGUGCUUUAUGAAAGAGGUGAAUACAGGGGAGCCAAACAUUGACCAAAUUGCCGUAGUCAAUGAAUUUCCGGAUGUAUUUCCGGAAGAGAUUCCAGGGAUGCCACCCGAGAGAGAAGUUGAAUUCUCAAUUGAGUUGAUUCCCGGAACCGCGCCAAUUUCAAAAGCACCUUACCGGAUGGCACCGAAAGAAAUGCAGGAGCUGAAGGAACAACUAGAGGAGUUGUUAGAGAAGGGGUACAUAAGACCUAGUGUCUCACCUUGGGGUGCUCCGGUCUUAUUUGUCAAAAAGAAAGAUGGGAGUCUAAGGCUAUGCAUCGAUUACCGAGAGUUGAAUCAAGCAACUAUCAAGAACAAGUAUCCAUUGCCCCGAAUUGACGACUUGUUCGAUCAAUUGAAGGGGGCUAGCACAUUCUCUAAGAUAGACUUGCGCUCUGGAUAUCAUCAAGUGAGAAUAUCUGAAAAAGAUGUACCAAAAACAGCAUUCCGCACGAGGUAUGGACACUACGAGUUCACUGUGAUGCCGUUUGGUUUAACAAAUGCACCGGCGGUAUUCAUGGACCUAAUGAACCGUGUAUUCCGACCUUACCUUGACACAUUUGUGGUGGUAUUCAUCGAUGAUAUUCUUGUGUAUUCAAAAACCCCGGAAGAUCACAAGAAACAUUUGAGACUCACGUUACAAACUUUGAGAGAGAACCAGUUGUAUGCCAAACUCUCAAAGUGUGACUUCUGGCAGGAUCGGGUAGCGUUCUUGGGUCACAUCAUCACCCAGGAAGGCGUAUCCGUAGAUCCAUCGAAGAUUGAAGCGGUGGUUGAAUGGCGUGCACCUACCUCGGUCACAGAGGUAAGAAGUUUCUUGGGUCUAGCGGGAUACUAUAGGAGAUUUGUUAAAGAUUUCUCCAAGAUAGCAAGACCGCUAACCAACCUGACAAAGAAGACAACCAAAUUCCAAUGGAAUGAAGAUUGUGAAGCAGCAUUCCAAGAGUUGAAGAAGAGACUCACAACUGCGCCGGUCUUGACACUACCGUCAGGGACGGAGGGAUUUGAUAUCUAUAGUGAUGCAUCCAAGAAGGGGUUGGGGUGUGUGCUGAUGCAGAAUAGGAAAGUGGUGGCUUAUGCAUCAAGACAACUAAAGGUGCAUGAAGUCAAUUAUCCUACCCAUGACCUGGAGUUAGCUGCAGUAGUGUUUGCUUUGAAAAUCUGGAGACAUUACCUAUACGGAGCACAUUGUAAGAUAUACACUGACCACAAAAGCUUGAAGUACAUAUUCACUCAAAAAGAGCUUAACAUGAGGCAAAGAAGAUGGCUCGAGCUUAUCAAUGAUUACGAUCUAGAAAUCCAAUACCACGAGGGAAAAGCUAACGUGGUGGCGGAUGCUUUGAGCCGGAAAUCUGGGCACUCAUGCCGAGCAACAUGGAUAUUACCAGAAGAACUAUUCCGAGACUUCCAAAGAUUGAGCUUGGAAGUAAAGCAAUAUGGCGAAGUAGAUGGUGAAAUACAGUUAUGUACUAUGACUGUUAUACCAUCUAUCUUUGACGAAAUCAAGAACGGACAACCGGGAGAUGUAAAGCUCGAAAGAAUCAAGGGAGGAAUGAAAGGUGGCGUCAACGGACCGUUUAAGGUACAUGAAGAUGGGAGCAUCCGAUACAAGGGAAGGUGGUGUGUUCCACUGAAGUGUACAGAUAUUAAAAAACAAAUCAUGGAGGAGGGACACAACACGCCCUACUCGGUACAUCCCGGGGGAGACAAACUAUACAAAGACCUCAAAAAGAACUUUUGGUGGCCGGGAAUGAAGAAAGAAGUAGCUGAAUUUGUAUCCCGAUGUUUGAACUGCCAAAAAGUCAAAGCGGAGAGAUGCAAACCCAAGGGACUCGUGCAACCCUUGGAAGUACCAACAUGGAAAUGGGAUUCAAUCUCAAUGGACUUUGUCGGGGGUUUACCUUUAACAAAGUCCGGGAAAGAUAAAAUUUGGGUGGUAGUGGAUAGAUUGACCAAAACUGCAAGGUUCAUUCCUAUGAAUGAAACCUGGAGCAUGGAGAAACUGGCUAAAGCCUAUGUCAAACACGUGGUCAAACACCACGGAGUACCUCAAGACAUCGUAUCGGACCGAGAUUCACGAUUCUUAUCCCAAUUUUGGAAAGAAUUACAAACGGCUAUGGGAACAAAAUUGAAGUUAAGUACUGCUUUCCAUCCAACCACGGACGGACAGACUGAAAGAACAAUCCAAACAUUAGAAGACAUGUUGAGGGCAUGUGUUCUUGAUUUGCAAGGAUCAUGGGAUGAUCACCUAGACUUGGUAGAGUUUUCGUACAAUAACAGUUACCAUGCUAGCAUCGGAAUGGCCCCAUACGAAGCUCUAUAUGGUCAAAAGUGUAGGAGUCCCUUAUGUUGGGGUGACAUGGUCGAUCAGGUGGUUCUAGGACCACAAUACUUGCAAGAUACUAUUGAGAAAAUCAAAGUUAUCCAAGAAAGGAUGAAGGCUGCCCAAGACCGACAGAAAUCAUAUGCCGAUCUUGGGAGGAAACCAGCUGAAUUCGAACUAGGGGAGAAAGUUCUACUCAAAGUCUCUCCUACAAGGGGUGUAAUGAGGUUCGGGAAGAAAGGGAAACUAAGCCCGAGAUUCAUCGGACCCUAUGACAUCCUAGAGAAGGUGGGAAAGGUGGCAUAUCGAUUAGCUCUACCCACGGAGUUGGAUAAGGUACAUAACAUCUUUCACGUAUCACAAUUAAAGAAGUACGUUCGAGAUGAGUCACAUAUCAUCAAUCCUGAGGUGAUUGAACUGGAUGAGGCGUUAUCCUAUGAAGAAAAACCCGUAGAGAUCCUUGAUACUAAAACCAGAGAGACGAGGAAGAAGACAGUUAAGAUGGUAAAAGUACUUUGGUCAAACCAUUUGACCGAGAAUGCAACAUGGGAAACAGAAGAGGAUAUGCGUAAACGGUAUCCUGAACUUUUCAAUUAAGGUAAAUAUUCGGUUACGAGGACGUAACCUUUCUUUUAGGGGGGCAGGUUGUAAUACCUUAUAAACCUAUAAUACUUCAUCUUCAUACUUAAUUCUCGUCUUAGUUUAUGCUUCGAGGACGAAGCAUUCUUUAAGGAGGGUAGAAUGUGAUACCCUGAAAAUUUAAACAAAAAUAAACCAGAUAAAAUAUAUCUGACAAAGUAGACAAAAAUAAACCAGAUAAAAUAUAUUUGACAAAGUACACAAAAAUAAACCAGAUAAAAUAUAUCUGACAAAGUACACAGAAACAAAUAUGAAAAAUGUUAUAAGUGACAUUUUGUAACAAGUGAUAAUCAUACAUAUGAUAAAAAUAAUGAAAUUAAUAUUUUAACAAUUUUAAUUCAAAGGUACGAAUUAGUGUAUGAUAUGUGUACAAAAGUGUACACAUAAUAACAAUGUUAAGAAAUUGAAUUUUCAAACGUAAUAUAUAUACAUAAUACAUAGUAAUAUGUAAAGAUGAAUAAUGCUCUUGCAAUAAUAUGCUCCUGCAAAACAAAGAUGUACAUAGCAAAUAAUUCAUAUAAGGACUUCAUACAUAUGAACCUGCAUGAACAACAACUAACAAACCCACAUGCGUAGAAGCUAAUAAUAGGAUAAGCCAACGAAGCAAUCUCGAGCAGUCUACUAGUUGAGCUUCGUUUUGAGCCUAUAAAUACAUGACCUGCGUACUGAGCAUCUCCACACCAAGCUAUUAGCUUACUCGCCGGAAAUAUACACCUAUAUAUAUAUUUACGUAAGGAAUUGCCUAUAAGCAAGAGAGGAGGGUCGUGAGAGGUCUAGGAAUACUUCCCAAUAAAUUCCAGACCGAUUCGUAGUCACCGAAGCAUCCUAGAGGUCGCCGGAGUUGCAAGCCGUGGAAACGGGUCUUCAGAAAAGACACGAUUUUGCCGUAGAUAGGGGUGGCGGAGCUUCUCCUCGACGUGAGGAUCAUUUUGCAACUUGAAUCGUCGAAAUCCGUUACCUAAGGAGAAUUCAAGUGAAGAUCAAGCUAGAGAUUUUAUUAAGGAGAUUAUCGCAAUUUAAGAUGAUUAUGAUUAUGAAGAUUGAUGUACUUGCUGCCCGAGCGUUCCGCUAGUUGCACACGUUUGAUUAAUUAUUGUUGUUUAAAUUUGUAAUCCAUAAACUUUGUUUAAGUUUUAUCUGAUGACUACUUGAAUUAAUGGUGGAUAGCCUGUGCACUCAAUCAUGUAUAGGUUGAGUGUGGCGGUGACACACCUAUUUUUCCAUCAAAGACUUCCGCUGUACUC
Cuscuta epithymum is the source of this 7649-nucleotide messenger RNA. Lineage: Eukaryota; Viridiplantae; Streptophyta; Magnoliopsida; Solanales; Convolvulaceae. The record is from the annotation of a GenBank genome assembly.